UGCGUCGUGACCCCGGCGCACACGGAGGCGGCGACUCUUACCUCACAGAGGUAGCUCCUCCGCCGACAGCAACUCGGCCCCCGCGGUCCAUGGACCGGAACCCUGGGCCGACGGGCAGGAACCCGGGCCGCGAUCGCCGCCUCCCAGCCCCAGGCUCCUCCUCCUCCUCGUUCCCCGCCGCCUCCUCCGGACGCCCGCUGGCCGCGCACAGCCGCCGCCGGGCUCGCGGAGCCGCCCCAGGAGGUUUGGUGGCGGGUUCGCGGCUACCGCCGGAUUGAGGCCUACUCCUCCGCCUCUCAGUGCUAUUGUCCCUGGGCCUGGCCCUGACGGGUCCACCGGGGAGGGCCGAGGGCCGCCGGCUGCGCGGAAGAUGCCGGACCAAGCGCUACAGCAGAUGCUGGACAGAAGUUGCUGGGUAUGUUUUGCCACUGAUGAAGAUGAUAGAACGGCUGAAUGGGUGAGACCGUGCAGAUGUAGAGGAUCUACAAAAUGGGUUCACCAGGCUUGUCUGCAGCGCUGGGUGGAUGAAAAACAAAGAGGAAACAGCACAGCUAGAGUGGCUUGCCCCCAGUGCAAUGCUGAAUACUUAAUAGUUUUUCCAAAGUUGGGUCCAGUUGUUUACGUCUUGGAUCUUGCAGAUAGACUGAUCUCAAAAGCUUGUCCAUUUGCUGCAGCGGGAAUAAUGGUUGGCUCUAUCUAUUGGACAGCUGUGACUUAUGGAGCAGUGACAGUGAUGCAGGUUGUAGGCCAUAAAGAAGGUCUGGAUGUUAUGGAGAGAGCUGAUCCUUUAUUCCUUUUGAUCGGACUUCCUACUAUUCCUGUCAUGCUGAUAUUAGGCAAGAUGAUUCGCUGGGAGGACUACGUGCUUAGACUAUGGCGUAAAUACUCAAAUAAACUACAGAUUUUGAACAGUAUAUUUCCAGGUAUUGGCUGUCCUGUUCCUCGAAUUCCAGCUGAGGCCAAUCCUCUAGCAGAUCAUGUCUCUGCUACCCGAAUUUUGUGUGGAGCUCUUGUCUUUCCUACUAUUGCAACAAUAGUUGGUAAACUGAUGUUCAGUAGUGUUAACUCUAAUUUACAAAGGACAAUCUUGGGUGGAAUUGCUUUUGUUGCCAUAAAAGGAGCAUUUAAGGUUUAUUUCAAACAGCAGCAAUAUUUACGUCAGGCACACCGUAAAAUUCUAAAUUAUCCAGAGCAAGAAGAGGCAUAAACUGUGACUUCUAGCUGUUCUGCAUCUUCGCAUCCUUACAAGUCUGAUGUGUUGUUUUGAUUCCAUCAUUACUGCGCUAGUGGAGACUUGUGAUAAGCUGUUGCUCCUAUAUUUUUCAGGAAUGUAAUAAAGCAUCUAGGGCAGGGGAAAUCCUCUCAGUACUCGCAAAACCUGAGGACGUGACUUGGUUUGUUUGGUAUGUACUUCUGUGGCAGUCACCUGAACCAUUAUCUUAGCAUGGGAAGCCUGAGUUUUCUUCAGAUUUGCUCCAAACAAAAGUGUAAAGCUCGUAUUGUACAAAUAUUAAAGAAUGCACAUGCUGUUUUAUUCAGAUGCCUCUUUUGUACAUGUUCAUGUUCAGUGUUUUCUUAGAGUCAGCAAGUCAAUGAAGGUACUAUAAGGAUUUUUCUCACUGGCAUAAUUUGAUUACCUGCUAAUUAGGAACAUAUGUUAAUAUGAGGAAAUGUAAAUUUAGUUAUAAAUAACAAAGAAUGUAUGUAAACACUUAAAUAACCGCCUGAACAAAUGAGUUUCCUGUGUUUUCCUUAAUCCAUGAGAUGUACUCCAAACAUAUGUAAGGUAAACAUUUACAGGGCUUCCAGAUCUCUUUUUCACUAUUAAAUUUUAUUUAUAUACUAUUGAUAUCUCAUAGCUUAGAAUGUAACUUUGACUCGUGUGGUCUGGAUUACUGUAUGUGUGCGUAAGAACGAGUGAUCAUGUCCUUCCACCUCUCAAGUAAGGUUUUUAAAAUCAAUAUUUCUAAAAAUUAGAGCUACCAGUUUAUAGUUUGAGCAGAACGAUUUGCAAAAAAGAAACCAAUAAAGUUAUUUUACCUCCUC
Messenger RNA from Ochotona curzoniae (black-lipped pika), 2046 nucleotides. Its product is annotated as E3 ubiquitin-protein ligase MARCHF5. NCBI's taxonomy places the organism in Eukaryota, Metazoa, Chordata, Mammalia, Lagomorpha, Ochotonidae. The record is from RefSeq and is a predicted model, not a curated record. The transcript has 6 exons. The coding region runs from base 371 to 1207 and encodes 278 amino acids. Gene Ontology annotation, molecular function: zinc ion binding.